AUGGAGACAGAUUUGUGGAGCUACAGGAUGUGGACGCCGCUUAACGCCGUCUUCAUCAUCUACUGGCUCAGUUACCGCCCUGAUCGCUUCCAGCCAGCCACAGACUCUGCUGUCCUCGCCUCCUUCGACCUGACAAAUGAUUCCGCCCUGAUCCGGUACGACCUCGCUGUCGACCUCAGCUUCCGCAACUCGCACCGCUAUGCUAUUAGCUACCUCGAUGUCGCUGCGUCUGUGUUCUACAAUGACACCAGGCUCGGCCCCACCGACGAGGCCAUGCCGAGCUUUGUCCAAGGACGCAAGAACACAACCGUGUUACACCCAGCGUUCCGUGGCGUGGUGCCGGUGGACACCGGUGUCGCAGUUCGGCUGAACAGGGAGAGCGCAGCGGGGACCCUAUACCUUAGGGUUACCGUGUCUCUCACACUCAUGUACAAGGUCUUCUUCCUCGACGAUAUCUUCUUCUACAAGUAUGACUGUUGGCUCUGGUUCCCGCCGCCGCGCAACAACACGCCCGCGCUCUUCUCCGGCGACGGCACCAAAUGCAGGCGUGCUUGA
This is a messenger RNA of Lolium perenne, 555 nucleotides long. RefSeq names its product NDR1/HIN1-like protein 10. The record is from RefSeq and is a predicted model, not a curated record. Gene Ontology annotation, cellular component: plasmodesma; plasma membrane. Lineage: Eukaryota; Viridiplantae; Streptophyta; Magnoliopsida; Poales; Poaceae. Gene Ontology annotation, biological process: defense response to other organism.